UACUAUUUGAAUGUUUAGUUUUUAUACUGUUGUGUGUUUUUAAUUAUAUUAUAUUCAAAACAAAGUUUGUUUGAUGAGAGAAAUGAAACCAUAUCAAUCAAAUCGAAUAAUACGAAGCAUCUUAGUUUUGUCCAUCAUCAAAGUCUACUCUCAAAAAGAAAACUCCUCCAUUAGACAAAGAUCUAACAGAGAAAUUUGUUUUAAACUGAAUUUGUUUUGAAUCACGAUAAAAUCUCGUACGUUAAUGAUAUUCUUAUCGGUUUCGAAUUUUCUGACAUUGCUGCAUGUAAUUACUCGUGUAUCUCGAUUUCGAACCAACUAGCACAUAAGUUCCAUAAAACUUACGAUCUUAUUUUAAAUCGUUCAAAUUUCAAAACCGACGCCUAAUUCGCGGCGCUCUGUUUUCUUGCCGCAGGAAACGAAUUGGAAGGCUACAACGCUUUGUGGAUGUUGGAGAGGAAAACCCACAGCGUCGGUCAGGAAUCGGACGAAUCGUAUUUGCUUGCCAAAACAUCCGAUCCCUUAGAAAUUACUCACGAGUAUUCGGUAGCCUCGCAAUACAGCGGAAACUCAUACGAAUCGAUACUCAAUCAGCACGUUUGCCCCGAUUGCGGGAAAAAGUACAAGUGGUACGACAGCCUGAAAAGACAUCAGAGAGUGGAUUGCGGCAAUAAGGAGAAGAAAUUUACCUGUCCAGUGUGCGAUCGAAAAUUCAAGUACCGAUACGAAUUACGGAACCACAUCAUGGCGCAUCAUGGUGUUACCUUCCUUCCCGCGGAUAUGGUCAACGAGGUUUCUAAAUUUGUGAAUUAAAAAAAAAAAAAAAAACUGCAAUCUCGACGCAUUUCCUCUAAUGUGAUCUCAUCCGAAUUUCUCUGGUUGCAAAAUAUACAAAUAUAAAAGUGUUGAUCAAUUAGUAAAGUGUGACUCUUAAUUUAUCACGAGAUUCCAUUAACGUUGAGAGAGAGAGAGAGAAAAAAUUUUAUUUUUUAUUAAUAAUUAUAAAGAAUUGUUAAAUUAUUUAUUUUUUUUUACUUAUAUUAGAUCUGACUUAACCGGUGUAACCGGUCGUUAGUUUUCUACUAUCUUUUUUUACCAUAUUAUUAUAUUACGAAGU
Pseudomyrmex gracilis is the source of this 1117-nucleotide messenger RNA. Its product is annotated as longitudinals lacking protein, isoforms F/I/K/T-like. Gene Ontology annotation, molecular function: DNA-binding transcription factor activity, RNA polymerase II-specific; RNA polymerase II cis-regulatory region sequence-specific DNA binding. Lineage: Eukaryota; Metazoa; Arthropoda; Insecta; Hymenoptera; Formicidae. Gene Ontology annotation, biological process: regulation of DNA-templated transcription. Bases 448 to 813 code for a protein of 121 amino acids. The transcript has a single exon. The record is from RefSeq and is a predicted model, not a curated record.